This is a messenger RNA of Aspergillus tanneri, 468 nucleotides long. RefSeq lists its product as uncharacterized. NCBI's taxonomy places the organism in Eukaryota, Fungi, Ascomycota, Eurotiomycetes, Eurotiales, Aspergillaceae. The transcript is spliced from 4 exons. The record is from RefSeq and is a predicted model, not a curated record. The coding region runs from base 1 to 468 and encodes 155 amino acids.
AUGGCUGGUACCGAAGUUCGGGAAAGAGUGGUAGAAUGGAUCAACAAUAUCCCAAUCCAGAACGAGGUGCAGGAAUCUCAUAGAGAUGAUUCUAGUAGUAUAAUCAGUACUAGGUCUACUCCGUCAGAUCCAGGAGAUGAUAUACAGGAACAAGAAUCUUUUACACCAAUAGUAAUGGGCCUACAGCGGGAAGCAGCUACUUCAGAUGGUGUUGUCGUUGCGCGAAAUGCCAGUCAUAAGAUUAAGGUUAAAGAGAUUCAAGAACAUCUUUUAAUACCUGAAUAUCCAGCAACAGCAGCAGAAGGUAUUCUUCAUUUUAUUCAUGACUGCAAUCCAUUUCCAUCCUCAAGGAAUCCAAAUGAUUUCUCUGAGGAAGAAAUAAAUAAUAUUUUUACACGGCUUAUGUCAAAGAUUCAGUUUGCAAAAACCAUACAGGGGCUGCAAAGCUCGUCAAAAUGGAUCUUCUAA